UACUGUAAGUACAGGAGAUAGAAGCUGACAGAUUAAAAUACAAAAGCAGUAUGGUUUAAAUGUGAAUAUUUGAAUAGAAACUGAUUAGAUUGUCAAUAUCAAUAUGUAUCAAUAAACCUGACACCAUGAAAAGAACAUAAAAGAACAGAACAAUUCCAUACAUGAUACACGUAUUUUGCAGAUAGACAGUUUUGUUUGAAAUGGAAUUUCGAUGCUUUCUAUGCUUAUUCUUAUAUCUAGUAGAAUAUGUUGAAUCUGACAGUUUCUGUACAAAAGACUCUUGUCAAAGCGUACGACAUGAUCCACUUCAGAAUAAGAUAAUAUGUGAACAAGAUACUGUUUUCGCCGAAAUUUUUCUACCUUCGAUAUUGAAAAAAACUAGUUCAGAAAUAUCGCCACCAUCAGAUGAUGGUUCUCUCUCAAUAACCUGGCCUCGAUAUGGAUCUGUCAUUGUUAAUCAAGAAAUGAUUGGGGAAGUUGGAUGUCAGGUUAUAACAUGGACAGUUACAAGUUUGGACUUUGAACCACAUGACUGUAUAUCCUUAGAAGACGCAUACUGGUAUGGAGGAUCAGAGUUGCAUUAUCAACGAUGGCCUUUUAGGGAAAAUGAAAUAGAACUACAAGAAUUCGUCUCUGAAGAUGUAGUUGUUAUCAAAGGAUCGUUUGGAAAUGUUUUAGAACCGUUUUGGAUUAAUUCUAACGGUGUUGCAAUUUUUGUAGACCAAUCAGUUCCUUUACAUGCUAGUUUUAACUCAUCUGGGUCGCAACUGAUGUGUUUUAAGGCAAAGUAUAGUAACGCAUUACGAAAGCAAAAUGAUGACUAUCCAAUAUUAAAGUACACUGUUUGCAAAGAUAAUGAUAUCCUUACAGUAUUCCAGAAAUUAAGACAAAGAAUUAUGGAUAAACCAGAAAAUAUUCCUGAUUUGCGAAUGAUUAAAAGUCCAAUUUGGUCAACAUGGGCAAAGUACAAAGUUGAUAUAAAUCAAGAGAAAAUACUCCGAUAUGCCAAUGAGAUAAACGAAUAUGGGUUCCCAAACAGCCAGAUUGAGAUAGACGAUAUGUAUUCAACAAAAUAUGGGGACUUUGAUUUUGAUUCCGAAAAAUUCCAUGAUCCUAUCGAAAUGAUUAAACAGUUAAAACAAAAAGGUUUCAGGGUAACUGUUUGGGUAACGCCAUUUGCUAAUCUGGAUUCGAAAGCCUUUACUGAGGGAACACAACCCAACUACUGGCUCAGAGAUUCUUCUGGAAACGUACCAGCUCUUGUCCAAUGGUGGCAAGGAAUAGGGGCAAUAAUUGACCCUUCAAACCCAAAUGCAACUUCAUGGUACAAUAACCGAUUGCAAAUGAUGAAAGAAAACUAUGGUAUUGAUUCUUUUAAAUUCGACGCCGGAGAAAGAACUUUCAUUCCAAUACCAUUCAGUUCUCAUCAAACAAUGAAUAAUCCAAACAUAUUUGCAACAAAAUAUGUGGAAAUGGUGAGUAACCAUGGGAACUUGAUAGAAGUGAGAUGUGGAUAUAAAUCACAGAAACAUCCUAUUUUUGUUCGAAUGGCAGACAAAGAAUCACGUUGGGGCUAUGCAAAUGGACUGAGGACAAUUAUACCUACAGCUUUAACCUUUGGUAUCCUAGGUUAUCCAUUUGUUUUACCAGAUAUGAUAGGAGGUAAUGGUUAUGGAGAAGUUUUAGCCAAGGACAUCAUUUUGCCAGAUCGUGAACUGUAUAUAAGAUGGUUACAACUGACAGCGUACCUUCCUGCUAUGCAGUUCUCCUUCACUCCAUGGGACUAUGAUAAAGAAGUUAUUGAGAUAGCACAUACAAUGGUCAGAAUUCACGAAACAGUUGUAACACCUUUACUGCUUAGUUAUGCCGAAAAAGCUGUGCAGCAUGGCUAUCCGUUGAUUCGUGCAAUGUGGUGGAUAGCACCAGAUGAUAAGGAAACAUACAAUAUAGAUUCACAGUUUAUGGUAGGCGACAGGCUCAUGGUGGCACCUAUCUUAGAUCCAGGAGCUAGACAAAGGGAUAUCUACCUUCCGGAAGGGAAGUGGCGAGAUAAUUUAAAUGGACAAAACAUUGAUGGAGGACAUUGGGUUAAGAAAUACCAAGUUCUUAUAGAUCAAAUAGCAACAUUUGAUUUGUUAUAGUAACGUUGAAUAAAAUUCCUUCAGCUUUAACAAAAAAGUAGUAGAAUUUCUGCU
Molecule: messenger RNA, 2195 nt
Organism: Mytilus trossulus (common blue mussel)
Lineage: Eukaryota; Metazoa; Mollusca; Bivalvia; Mytilida; Mytilidae
Product: myogenesis-regulating glycosidase-like
Exons: 3
Coding region: 201-2141 (646 amino acids)
Biological process (GO): carbohydrate metabolic process
Molecular function (GO): hydrolase activity, hydrolyzing O-glycosyl compounds
Source: RefSeq, a predicted model, not a curated record